AUGAUGAGGGUUCUAAAGAUUGUUUUAGCAUUGUUUCUUCUUCUUUCUAUACUUCAUGUUCAGCCAAACCAAGCAAGUAGGGUUAUGAAUAUGAAGAAGCAAUUAGGGCAGAUGCAAACUCUAGACAAGGGUCCUACCCCGCCCUCGAGGCCGUCGACCUGCACAUCCAUCCCUGGCAGCGGCGGCAAUAAUUGCCCGCCGGUGAAUGAAAUGAAUGUUGCCGGCAACGUUAUUCGUCAUCCGCCUAUCGGCUCCGCCUUCAAUUAGGUGUUUCAUUAAAUCAACAAUGAAAUAUUCUUUUAAUGAAGCAAGGA
This is a messenger RNA of Arachis duranensis, 314 nucleotides long. RefSeq lists its product as uncharacterized. The record is from RefSeq and is a predicted model, not a curated record. The coding region runs from base 1 to 267 and encodes 88 amino acids. NCBI's taxonomy places the organism in Eukaryota, Viridiplantae, Streptophyta, Magnoliopsida, Fabales, Fabaceae. The transcript has a single exon.